Glycine soja is the source of this 1715-nucleotide messenger RNA. Its product is annotated as U-box domain-containing protein 25-like. Bases 385 to 1551 code for a protein of 388 amino acids. The record is from RefSeq and is a predicted model, not a curated record. Gene Ontology annotation, molecular function: ubiquitin protein ligase activity. Lineage: Eukaryota; Viridiplantae; Streptophyta; Magnoliopsida; Fabales; Fabaceae. Gene Ontology annotation, biological process: protein ubiquitination. The transcript has a single exon.
CUACUGCAAAUAUGGAAUUAAUGUGAGUGAGUCCACAACUUUCUAACUUUUCCGUUUUUCUUUAUCCAUCACUUGCACUUCCACUUCCACUGGUCAUGUCUCAGUUCUCAUCCAUCUCAAUUAUAAUUGAGUCACCACUUCCAAGCUUCUUGCAUCUGCCUCUUUCUCAUCCUUCUUCUCUCUCUCAAGGCUUUUAGAAGCUAAAAGAGGAAACAAAAAAGUAUGCCACUUUCUAACACCAUCUUUCCACCUUCUUUAAAAAAUGCAUGUCUUCCAUUCUAAAUUAAAGCCUCACCAUAUUUGAGAACCCACUUUGAUUUCUUUGUCACUUUGAAGUUCUAACAACUAUUUUUUGCUUCUUUUGUUCUCGGGAAAUCUUCAGUUAUGAACGAAUCUCAAAACGCCAUUCCCCAUUUAUUUAGAUGCCCCAUCAGUUUAGACUUGUUUGAAGAUCCUGUAACUUUAUGCACUGGCCAAACCUACGACAGAUCAAACAUAGAAAAAUGGCUUGCUCAGGGUAACCUCACAUGUCCUGUCACAAUGCAAAAGCUUCAUGAUCCAUCCAUUGUUCCCAACCACACUCUCCGCCACUUGAUCGAUCAGUGGCUUCAACUUGAUCCCCAAUUCGACCCUGCUAACCCUGAAGCUUCAACUAUUGAAUCCUUAGCUUCUCUGAAACUCAACCUUGAAUCCUAUGAAAGCAGCUUAGAAAACAAGCUCCAAGCACUUAGGAAAAUCAGUGUCUUAUCUGAUGAGUAUUGCUCCUUCAACAAAUCAUGCUUCCUCCAAUUGGAUUUCCUACCACUGCUUUUGGAACUAGUUUUUGGAACUCAAGUGUCACCAGAAAAUGACAUGAACUUCAUAGAGCUUGCACUUUGUUGCAUUAAAAAAUUGCUACCACUUGGUAGUUUGGAGCCUCUAAAUAUGAUCAAAGAUGGGUCUAAAUUAGCGACGUUUGUGCUACUAUUUGAAAAGGGUACUAACUCCGUUAAGACUAGCUUGUGCCGUGUUAUAGAGUCAGCAUCAUCAUCAUCAUCUGAGACAGAAGAUUUAUGUUCUACUCUUGGAAAAACUAACGAACUAGUGCACGAGAUUGUUCAAGUUGUUAACCAAAAUUACGAGGUUUCUGGGGAUGCAAUUAAAGCCAUGUCAGCACUAUGUUCGUUGCAGUCCAACAGAGAGAGUUUGGUGAGAGGAGGAGCAAUAGAAGAAAUUAUGAGAUACAUUACAUCAUCAGAAAGAAGAAACAUGGCACCAGUGGCAAUGAGAAUAGUAGAGAAACUUAUGGGGCUGAGAAGUGCUAAAGAGGCAUUGGUGAAUCACCCUAAUGGUGUUCAAACUUUGGUGAAUAUGGUUUUCAGGGUAUCUGAUCAAAAGUGCAGUGAGAGUGCUGUUGAAGUGCUUUUAACUGUUUGUGGUGAAUUUGAGCGUGCAAGAGAGGAAGCCAUUGAGAGUGGAGUUUUGACUCGGUUGCUGUUGCUUCUGCAGAGUCAGUGUAGUAACACAACAAAAUCAAAGGCAAGAAUGCUGCUCAAAUUGCUAAGAUCCUAGCCAAAGCAGGGUUAGACUUUCAAUAAUAAUAUAUUAAUACCAGUGUAUGUAACAAAAUAACAAUAAUAAUGACUUUGUGGGUCUCAUUGUUGCCGUGUCACUGACAUAUUUCUUCCGUAUAGAUGUAAUCUUUGAAUAAUUGAAUGAAUAUUAUUAGAAGUUUG